Penicillium verrucosum is the source of this 600-nucleotide messenger RNA. RefSeq names its product GNAT family N-acetyltransferase. The transcript is spliced from 2 exons. The record is from RefSeq and is a predicted model, not a curated record. Bases 1 to 600 code for a protein of 199 amino acids. NCBI's taxonomy places the organism in Eukaryota, Fungi, Ascomycota, Eurotiomycetes, Eurotiales, Aspergillaceae. Gene Ontology annotation, molecular function: acyltransferase activity, transferring groups other than amino-acyl groups.
AUGAGUCUACCCGAACAACCCACCUACGUGAUCGUCCCAUCACCAGGGCCCUCAAUUCAGAGCGACCGACUCCUUCUUCGGCCAAUUACCGAUGCCGAUGCCGCCGCACUGUUCGCCAUUCGUUCCCGGCCCGAAGUCGCAGAAAUGAACCACCCCAAAACACCAUUCAAAUCAAUUGAAGAAACCCGUGAAUGGAUGGCAACCAAGAUCUUCACAAGUGGUCCCUCCGAUAUCAUCGGCCGGUCAUUUAAUUAUGCCAUUGUGGACAAGUCAAUCCCGGAAAUAGAAAAACGAGUCGUUGGAUCCCUUAGCAUUAAUCAAGUAGACCCCUUCCCUGAAAUUGGAUAUGCAGUGCAUCCAUCUUCCUGGGGGAAAGGGUAUGCGACGGAGGCUUUGCAAUUGAUGUUGAAGAUGUGGUGGAAUCUGGGACGUCGAACAAUUGACGGUGAUGCACCGGUAGAGGUCGAGAAGGCGUUUGCUCUUUGUGAAAAGAAGAACCAUGGGAGUUGCCGUGUCCUAGAAAAGUGCGGGUUCAGGGUUGUGGGUGAUUUCGAAGAAGAGGGGAAUGACCUUUUUAUUUUUGCGUUAGAGCGACCAUGA